Messenger RNA from Macrosteles quadrilineatus (aster leafhopper), 960 nucleotides. RefSeq lists its product as uncharacterized. The record is from RefSeq and is a predicted model, not a curated record. The transcript has 2 exons. The coding region runs from base 51 to 905 and encodes 284 amino acids. NCBI's taxonomy places the organism in Eukaryota, Metazoa, Arthropoda, Insecta, Hemiptera, Cicadellidae.
UAAAUUAAAAGGUUAACAAAAUUACUUCUCCUGAUUGGCUACAAAAUUUAAUGUCAAUGAUUUUGAAUGUGUUUACAUUUCUCACAGUCAGUUUAUAUGAAUUCCUCACUGCUUCGAUAGAAUCUGUCUUAGUAUUUGUCACAUUAAAAAUCAUAUACAAAAAUAUUAAUUUGGCAAAAAGUGUGAUGACAGACACAGUAGCAGAAUCUGAAGAUGUUGAGGACCUAGAAGACAUUAAGCUACUGCCACCUGUAACGUUGGGAGAUAUGUCUCAGGUUUUACUUUUGACAGAUGAAGACAAAACUAAACGGAUAGAGCAGUUAGAAGGGGAAGUAAUGUCUCUUACUUGUCAACUGACCGAGGCACGGAAUCAGACUAACACUUUGUACACAGAGAUUGACCGUUACAAGAGAGUCAAUGGUCAGGUGGGCUGGAUUGUGGAGCAAUACAGACAUAACAUGUCUACUGCGGACAUUAGGAAAUCCAGGCUGCCACUGCCUCCUCCACUUCCUCCACCAGAAAAAGAAACAGUUUCUCAGGUAACUGGGACCAACGAGUUGGCUGAAAAUGAGUAUUCUGAUGACUGGGAAUCGGCUGAUGAAGCAGAAAAUCAGAUGCUUGGUGAAAAUACGGCUUACAGUAAAGACAUUUCAGAAAAUCAACACUUCCCAAGGCCAAUAAUUGGGCCACAUUUACCGAGAGCUGCAGAUCUGUGCAAAUCUUCAAUGGAAUAUUCACUUUCGAUGGGUGCACGCAGGGUUCCUAGAGACCCGACUCCUAUCCCUUUGCCUUCGCUCAGUGACUAUGAUACCAGAGUGGAUGCUCUUCUAGCAGUAGCCACUCCACAGACCCGCAUCUCUGACAUAUUUCACUACUUGUUCUCAGGGCCGACACCACCUCCCUAAGACAUUAUUAAGUUAGAUGAUUCAAUCCUACCAAUAAACCCUUUAAAACCUUGAA